This is a messenger RNA of Acanthaster planci (crown-of-thorns starfish), 1955 nucleotides long. RefSeq lists its product as uncharacterized. NCBI's taxonomy places the organism in Eukaryota, Metazoa, Echinodermata, Asteroidea, Valvatida, Acanthasteridae. The record is from RefSeq and is a predicted model, not a curated record.
AACCCUCUGUGUUGACGUAGUCGGCGGAUGGCUCCAACGUGUAUUCUGCAACCUCAUAGGGACUUGAUCCGCCCGGCAUCGUCUUUAUGUUUCCACACCUUUCUGCUCGAUGGAACUGCACUGUGUACAAUUCCACCAUCACUAAUUAUCCAACCCGUCUGCGCAAUAAGUCGUGAACAGGGCAUCUUCUUUCCACGACUUGACAUCAAAUAUUUUGAGAAUGACUGUCGUGUGGAAGCUGGUUGCUCUUGCAGCCGCGUUUGCGACGGUUUCCUCUUUGGCUCUAACGGAGCCCAAUCUCGAAGUACUGCCAUCCAAGGAGGAGCAGCUGUUGCAACUUUUCAGUGAGGACUUAGCUGACAUGACCCCACAAGAAAUCGCCAAGUUUUUUCUUGUCGACUUUAAGACGGUUCAUGAAUCCGAAGUCAUAGGCAAAGGAGCAUCAGGUUCAUGCAAGUUAGGUCGUCACUCAGCUGAAUGCUGCGGUAAAUUGUCUUUCAAGGUCUUUUUAAGACGCAUCAAUCUUGAUGCCUGUGUUUUCGUCGAGGUUCUUACACGAGAUUAUGGCCUUCAUAUCAAAAUAAAAGCCCUUGGUAAAACACUUCUCGACAAAGAGGUGUCAGCCCGUGAACCACCAUCAAUUUGCGUAGGCGUCCCUAAAGUGAAAUUGGCUGACAUCUGCCUGGACCUCUACGACGUCCAAUGGAGAGGCGGCUUCCACGCAUGCCUUGCACUUGAAGUUCAUGUCGCUUUUCUGACUGUAUUGGAUGUUACCUUGGGAUGCAUUGAUAUUUAAAGAGGGUAACCUAACCAACCAGCCGCUUAAAAAACAUUUCGAUAGUGAUUAUUCCAGAAAAAUUAGAGUAGAUUUACUUGAAUGCUUUCUUGCUAGAGGCUUACAGGCAUACAGCGUAUAUUAUUCAAGUAUUUCAAAAUACACGGCACAGAGCAAAGUUCAGGAUAAAGUUUUUUUUCAAAUCCAUGAUUUUCAAUUAAACACAGAAAACAACAACCUGACACAUUAACGUACAUUGAACGCUCGUGAAAUUCCAGCAAACCUUUCAUGCUAACUGCUUCAAAAAAAUCUCGUUUUAAAAGAACCUCGUUUUAGUUCCUUUAGAGAAAGUACUCUUUGGAGAGUAACCUUGUAACAAAUUACGUAUAGAUUAACCACCUCUGUCAUGAAUACACGUCAGUGGCUUAUGAACAACAAUACAUUCAAGCUAAAUAAACUUUCUUUGUUAAAAGCUAAGCCUUACGUUAUGUGUGAAUUGACAGAGUCAAGAAAAUGAGCUGCAGCCGCAUUUCAAAGGAGAAAAUUCACAUAUUUCAAAGAGGGGGGACUUAGGGCACAGACACAUGGUCGGGGCACGUCCUCUACCCCGGUAGUUACACCACUGAUUCAGGCUAGAGUGUAAGGUAUUUUCCUUCAAUGUUGAACAGCAUUUACUAUUUAGUGUAACAAAUCUGGCCUGUCAUCAUUAUUAGUCAUCAUUAUUAUUAUUUUGAAAAAGACAGCCGUCAACGUUUUUUUUUCAAACCACUGGUAGACAGAUAUCACAAACUGUCAAUGGUGGUCUGCAAGUCUGUCUCACAAACCCUCCCUAUCCCAAUUGCUACAACUAUAUCAAAAAUGAAGGUAACAUACAAUUUAGACUCAAGUUGCUUUCAUCGUGUUAUCUCAAGCAAAGAACGUUAAAAUAUCUUCUCUUGUGUUUGCUGUGGGAAAUGGACAAGAAUAGCAAGAAGUUACAACGUAGAGAAGCAGAAAAUAACUUACGUUCUGCCUCCAUUGCUGUCUUAGUAGGCCUAUACAAAUAUUGUUUAGGUAAGGAUGUCAGCAGCAAGAGAACAAGAAUGUUGUCAAGUGCACUUUAAGACACUGAUUAUAUACUAUCGAAAGUAGAUAAAGAAUCUCAAAUAAAAUAAAUAAGAACCUCAUAUCAAAUGAAAUA